Molecule: messenger RNA, 2083 nt
Organism: Asterias rubens (European starfish)
Lineage: Eukaryota; Metazoa; Echinodermata; Asteroidea; Forcipulatida; Asteriidae
Product: protein Flattop homolog
Exons: 4
Coding region: 267-767 (166 amino acids)
Biological process (GO): cilium organization
Cellular component (GO): ciliary basal body
Source: RefSeq, a predicted model, not a curated record
UUUAGACAAAUUCAAUGCCAACUCCCAUGCAUAAUCAACCAUGUCUGACAUUUUGUGAAUCGAAUACAAAAUGAUUUGGGGUUGAUUUGGUUAUUCACUCAACUGAAACCAUGAAUGGAAAUCUACCUUAAUCCUUAUUAUUAUUCAAAACACACUUGCUAUAAAAGCCCUGUAGUAACCAUACUAGGUUCAGUUUGCUGUUGGACACGAUGGAGCAACAUUAUAUGUCUGGGUGCAACUAAUGGGGUAGACUUUGCACUGUCCGCAUGACAAGCACAAACAGCACAGCAAACAGAUAUGAACAAGCAUUCGACAGCAAAAGACUUCAAAACUGGCAGCUUCCACACACCUAUAAAGAGCGGCCAUCUCGUUUUGACGGCUUCACUCAAGUCAUCGCAAAUGACAGAGGACAUCUUCUAGGUGGGGUGCCCCACUCUUCAGAAAACCCAUGGGGGAAGUUUGUUGGAACAUGGGAUAUUCCAUUGAAGAUUCCGGGCAAUGUCACAACAUUUAUGGCUCGAUCCGACCCUGCUGCUGUGGGUAUUGUGAAAGGAAGGAAAGAUCAUGAAGAUUACAUGAGGAAAGCUGCUGGAUCACCAGUCAAGGAACUCGCAAAGGCACCAAGUCCAAGAAGGAAGAGUCCAGAGAAAACCUUAGCCAGUCCCCGCCAAACUCCACCAAGUAAAUCACCGCAGGACAGACCGUGUAAUCCGUCACCAACACAAGGUUCCCCGAGACCAGCUUCAAAAUCACCCCAACUAGCAUAAGAAACGAUAUCAAAAAGUCUUUAUGUAAAUCUUAUUAUGCAUAUUCAUGGGCUUAAUCCCUUGUUUUGAUUGGACUACUAGGAGCAAGUUCGAGUGUGCCCCAUGGUUAAUAACUAAAGGUUGACUAUUUUGACUGGAACCCAGGCUGGCUGCCUGUUAGUUGACUACUGUGGUCAACCAUUUGGAACCAGCCUCAGGACCAUGGUUUCUUCUGUGGUUCCUAUAGCCUGUUCCAUGCUAACAUAUGAAAGGCGCAGAAGGGAACCAGUGACACUAUAGCAAAAAGGCGGAAGGCAAUGGAGUGUUGAAUACCGUGGUACCGAUGGUUGAAGCUACAAUCCCGGCCAUAAUCUAGUUGGGCCCCCCAUCCCCUUUUUUGUUGGUUCUCGUUGUUGCACGAUCUUCUGCGUUCCAGUCAACAUUGAGCGGGGGAACGGGGAGAGAAUGUUUAUUGUCAGGGGAAGUGCACAGGGGGUGGCCCAAGCAUUUUGGUCUUGAUUGAAGGCUUCCAAGUGAGCGUAUCACUGUGCAUUGUAAAUGUACGUUGCUGGUCAAAGGUCAAUCAUGGGUCAGCUAAAAGUUUGCACUCGAACUUGCUCAAGGUUGGCCCAUGGAUUAAUUCUCCAAUUUAGUUCUGUAAAUCAAGAUAAUUUUUUUGUAUUUUCAUAAGUGGAAUGAGUUGAUGAAAUAUAAUUACUUGCCUUUCAUGUCUGUAAUUGUAUUAGCUUAAUGACUUUAAACCAAAUAUACGAUCACGUAUGGGAAAUAUGUAAGGUUCAAAAUUAUGUAGUGUUCACUGUGGAGAGGACAAGUUUAUCACAGAAAAUCAUUUAACCUAGAAAAAUUUGUGCAGUUCUUAUGCAGCGCUUUAUUUCAACCCAGGGUGUCUCAAGAAAAAUGUUUGAAAUGUAAGACCCAAUUAUUUACAUACUGCCAGUCAAACGAGAAAAGACAGAACCAACCCCUUAUUUAUCGCUAGGUGUGCUGGUGUAAUCGUUGAAGAAUUGAGACAAGACAUCAGGAACAAAAUCAUGAAAUGUGAAGGGGGAAAAAAUAAGCAUAUUCAAUGUUUUUGAAAUUAUCGUCUAGCUAUUUAGCACAAUGUGCCAAGAGAAGAGUUUUUGUGACUUGAAAAUUCCUUAUUUUUAUUUUAUUUUCUCAAUAGUGUUAAUGUCUCAGCUUUAAAAAGUAGUUAUGUACUGUAUUGUCUGUUAGGCGCAGGAACAGUUUAUGAAACCGUUUGCUUUUUAAAAGUUUUGAAACAUCUUGUAAAUAUAAAGUUUUAAAAACAAAGUUUGAUCAUCAGUUAACAACAA